AUGCUAUGCGCUUCCUCCACAUACAAGACCACCGCAGAUCAAAACACACAUCUCUCUCACUCACUCACUCGCCUCACUCCACUGGACAUCCAUCCAUGGAGCUCUUCGCAGCAGCAGCAUCAGCCGAGGAUCAGAAGCCGUGCAGCAGCAGGCUGUUCAGCAGGAAGAGGAGCGGCGGCAAGGCGGGCAUGGGCGUGCGCGGCGCCGACAAGGGCCGGUCGUCCUUCUCCGGGCGGUGCGCGCGGCUCGUCAAGGAGCAGCGCGCGCGGUUCUACAUCAUGCGCCGCUGCGUCACGAUGCUGGUGUGCUGGCGCGAGUACGCCUGACGCCUGAGCCCUCGGUGUCCCUGAUGCAAUGGCGCCGGACAUGAUGCGGAGCCGCAUGCAGGACGCGAGCAGCAAGCCGAGGGGAGAGGAGGAGGAGGAGGGGAAGCCGCCGCCGCCGCCGAGCAGGUCAAGAGACGCUCGAUCCGCCUCCGCGGUCUUAAUUAGGGAACCACGAACGAACCUUGUGUAAAGAGAAGAUUAUUAUUUUUUUUAUUAUUUUCUCUCCUGCUUUAAUGCUCUCGUAGUCUUGUUCCUUUAGCACCUCGAUCGAGCCUUACGUUCUUCCUUCCGUUCGGUGCGGGGCGGAGAUUUGCAGUCUCACGGCGCUUCUGCUGUUCCAAUGUAACGUGAGCAUCUCUAGUAUACAGGAACUGGAGCUGUAGCUGUAGUUUAGCUAGUUGCUUUGCUUGGCGGUGCUGUGGCGUCUGCGCCCCCUUGCCUUGGCGCGGUGCGUGAGAGCCGUCCUCAUCGCGCAUCGGAGUGCGAUUCGACUGCUGCUCCUCUUGCUACUAUUUGUUUACAUUUUCCUCCCCUCCACUGUGUAAUCCGUAAUCCUGAAAAGGCGGCCAGAAAGAAAAAAAACACCGCUAGUUCUCGCUGCCAAA
This is a messenger RNA of Zea mays, 931 nucleotides long. RefSeq lists its product as uncharacterized. The record is from RefSeq and is marked validated. The transcript has a single exon. NCBI's taxonomy places the organism in Eukaryota, Viridiplantae, Streptophyta, Magnoliopsida, Poales, Poaceae. Gene Ontology annotation, biological process: negative regulation of cell population proliferation. The coding region runs from base 6 to 326 and encodes 106 amino acids.